AUGGACAAAUUGAGAGAAGAAAUUGUUAAAAUGUCCAACAGUGAACCAAAUGCGUCAUUGUCAGAGUCACAUAAUUCAAUUCUUCGACAACACCUUGAUAUUAUUAUGUCUGGUCUUCAGACUACCCCCGAUCAUCCUCCUUACGCUUGGAUGAUUGAACAAGCAUUGCAGGAAUUGGACGAAGAAGAGGGCUCUGAUGAAGACUCGAUAUCUGAGUUUAUCAUAAAAAAUAAUGACAGUUUGCCAAGGGCUCAUAAGAUAAUGCUGAAACAUCUUCUGGAGAAGAUGUGUGAAAGGGGGGAAAUUGUUAUGAUUGAUGAAGGAUGGUUUUUCCUUCCUGGUGAAAGCAAACACUUGAAUUCAAAGAGUAAAGGAAAGAGCAAGAGAAGGGAGAAGGAGGAUUUGGAGCAACCAAAAAAACAGGGUCGUGGGAAGCUUGCUAAGAAAAAGGAAGGUGGGGCCAAAAAAGGUGAUGGUACAACUUCAGCAUUUUCAACAAAGGAGACAGACGAUCAGCAUGAGAGGGAUCUCAAGGUCCAGGAAGAUGGGGUUGAUCCUAGUGAUGUACUUCUGAAGGACUUGAGAUUGUCAAGAAGUAGAAAAACGAUCAAGGACUAG
Solanum lycopersicum (tomato) is the source of this 618-nucleotide messenger RNA. Lineage: Eukaryota; Viridiplantae; Streptophyta; Magnoliopsida; Solanales; Solanaceae. The record is from RefSeq and is a predicted model, not a curated record.